ACAGGCAGAAUGGACGGCUUAGUUUUGAGAGUACGAGUUUACCGUAGGCUACACGUCAGUGCGGGGCAUGGGUCCCAUCCGCACCCGCCGUAUCGAGGCCGAUCUCUGAUGGGGACUGGGGUGAGCAAGAACACUAAAGAUACAGUAUCAGAAUCAACGGGAACACCGAGUAAACAUCCGUCCAUCAUCAUAACAGCACCGUCCAACGACGACCUCUUCGCACCGACAACAGACAAACCCCUUAUCAUCCGGGAGGCCAGACCGGGGGUUCCGAUAUAUGUCGGUCGCCGGCCGUUUCCUUCCUCGAAAGCAAAGAGCCACUAAACUCCAGGGUUUUGGGUCGCCAAAAGUAUGGAGCCGACGACGGACACGGACCCCGAUCCUAUCAAGCUAAAAACUCUCAGGCAGCCGGGAACAUUUACAGUACCACCGCAAGAGAGGCUGGGCAGGUGCAGAAGUGUGAAGGAGUUUGAGAAGCUGAACCGGAUUGGAGAGGGAACCUAUGGGAUUGUGUAUCGAGCCCGAGACACACAGACUGAUGGGAUUGUGGCUCUGAAGAAGGUCCGCAUGGACAAGGAGAAAGACGGGAUCCCCAUUAGCAGCCUGCGGGAAAUCACCUUGCUGCUGCGACUCAGACACCCCAACAUCGUGCAGCUGAAGGAGGUGGUGGUGGGGAGCCACCUGGAGAGUCUGUUCCUGGUGAUGAGUUACUGCGAGCAGGACCUGGCCAGCCUGCUGGAGAACAUGCAGACCCCCUUCUCCGAGGCGCAGGUUAAGUGUAUUGUUCUGCAGCUGCUUAGAGGACUGGACUACCUGCACCAUAACUUCAUCCUGCACAGGGACCUGAAGGUAUCCAAUCUGCUGAUGACAGAUAAAGGCUGUGUAAAGAUUGCGGAUUUCGGACUGGCCCGGGUCUACGGGAUCCCACAGAAGCCCAUGACUCCCAGAGUGGUGACGCUGUGGUACAGAGCACCUGAACUACUCCUGGGGUCAAAGACACAGACCACUGCCAUCGACAUGUGGGCCGUGGGCUGCAUCCUGGCGGAGCUGCUGGCCCACAAGCCCCUGCUGCCGGGCAGCUCGGAGAUCCAGCAGGUGGACCUGAUCGUGCAGCUGCUAGGGACGCCCAACGAGAACAUCUGGCCGGGGUUCUCUCGCCUGCCGCUGGUUGGACAGUACAGUCUGAGGAAGCAGCCGUACAACAACCUGAAGAAUAAGUUCACCUGGCUGUCAGAGGCUGGACUCCGCCUCCUAAACCUGCUCUUCAUGUACAACCCCCAACGCAGGGCCACUGCUGAGGACUCCUUGGAGAGCUCCUACUUCAAGGAGAAGCCACUACCGUGCGAACCAGAACUUAUGCCCACCUUCCCCCACCACCGCAACAAGAGGAUGGCCGUGGCCACCGUCGAGAACCAGCCAAAACGCAGCAAAGUGUGACCCCUGCCCCUGGGGCGUGCCGGACCCUCUGUACGGGAUCCCCGGAGCGGAUUGGGACUGAAACGCGGGGCGGACCCCACCUGUAUACACGCGCGUUUACACACGGCGCGGCUAAGUGUUGAGCGCGCCGGCGCUGAACGUCAGCAUCGUUUGCGUUGGGGGCCUGUGUGCUGCAUUGACAGGUAAAGGUUCAAGGACCAGUUUGCGCAGUGCAGGUUUUGGGGUCCCGUGCCCAGGAGGGGUCACUUUUUCAGAGUCCUCCUACCCUCGCCUUCACUGCCGCAUGCUGAGAGCCAAGACCCGCGUCACACUCCGCGCUGCGCUCGUUAGCAUCAGCAUGUGCAAUACAGCAAAUGGGAAACGCACCAUACCAAGACAAAAAUAAACGGUCAUUACUUAGAUCUCUACGUUCAA
Messenger RNA from Anguilla rostrata (American eel), 1851 nucleotides. RefSeq names its product cyclin dependent kinase 10 (gene cdk10). Gene Ontology annotation, molecular function: ATP binding; cyclin-dependent protein serine/threonine kinase activity. Bases 352 to 1437 code for a protein of 361 amino acids. NCBI's taxonomy places the organism in Eukaryota, Metazoa, Chordata, Actinopteri, Anguilliformes, Anguillidae. The transcript has 15 exons. Gene Ontology annotation, cellular component: nucleus. Gene Ontology annotation, biological process: protein phosphorylation; regulation of mitotic cell cycle. The record is from RefSeq and is a predicted model, not a curated record.